CGCUCUUUUCCCCUUCCCUUCGCUAGAGCCUUCUAGAACCUUCCGUUCCACCCGGAGCCAUCGCCAUGGCCGCCGCCGCCUCCUCCUCCUCCGCCCGGCGCUUCCCCCUCCUCCAUGAGACCCUCCUUCUGUCCUUCAAGCCGCGGGUCUUCCCCGACUGUUUGUUCGAGAUCGACGCGAAGCGCACCGACCCGGCCGCGCCCAUCAUCGUGGCGGCGUUCGAGGGCGACAUCCCCACGAUUAAGAGGCUGGCGAAGCAGAGGAAAAGGGAGGGGGGAAGCGUGGAGGCGGUGGAGGGGAUCAAGGGCUCCCAGAGCAGCAGGCGCCUCGGGGCGCUCCAUGUGGCGGCCUUCGCCGGGAAGCACAAGAUGUGCAAGUUCCUCAUCAAGGAUCUCCGCCUCGACGUCAACGCGGCCGCUGAGCAUGGUUUAUCUCCUCUGAUGUGUGCAAUAUACGGUAUUGCGCCUAAAAGAAUUGUGGAGCUUCUACUUGAUCGUGGUGCUAAUCCAAACAUAGAAAACAGGGAAGGGUUUACCGUGCUCCAUGUUAUUGCAACAAAGAAAGAUCCAUUUUUUUCAGAUCUCUUUGGGAUAGCAGAUAUAUUGUUAUCCAGAGGGGCCAAUGUUGACUCUAUGAGCUCAGAAGGAACACCACUACAUAUUGCUGCUCAGUGUGGAAAUGUGGAAAUGAUGGAUGUACUGUUGAAGUAUAAGGCAAAUCCUAACAGAGUUGUGCGACUAUUCUAUGCACCACUUACAUUGGCUCUCUUCGCUUCUUCAUUGAAAUGUGUUGAACUACUUAUUAAGCAUAUUACAAAACACCAUCUUCACAAUUCUGUGGCUGGUGCUGAUGUCAAUGCUGGUAGCCCUGCAACUCCAUUAACAUUAGCUGCAACGGAUGGCUUAGCUGACUGCAUCAAGUGCUUGUUGGAAGCUCAUGCUGAUCCCAAUAUUCCUGACGAAAUUGGUAGAAUGCCAGUGGAAUUAGCUGCAAUCCAUGGAUGGAAGGAAUGCGUUGAGAUUCUCUUUCCUGUCACAUCCCGUGUAGCUAGAUUCGCAGACUGGAGCAUUGAUGGAAUAAUGCAACAGUGCUCAGAUGGUAAUCUUCAUAAAAGUGAGGAACCUGCUUUCAAAGCGCUAGGGGAUGCUGCAUUUAAGAGAAAGGAUUAUACUCAUGCAUCAGCUCUAUACACCAAGGGAAUGGAGACUGACCCUAAGGAUUCAACCUUGUACGCAAAGAGGAGCCUUUGCUGGCUGCGUAUGGGUGAGAAAGACAAAGCUUUGGAUGAUGCCAAUACCUGCAAAUGUAUGAUUCUUGAUGUAUCAAAUUGCUGCCCUGAGCAAGGAGCAGCUCUAAUACCGACGGAGGACUAUGGCCAAGCAUCUGAAGCUCUUAUAUCUAGCUUGAAGUUGGAUUCUGGAAGCGGCCUGGUUGGUGAAGUAUAUGGGGAGGAGGAUAAGUGAAUAAAGGUUAGUUACUGCCUGGACAUGUAAAGCGUCCACUGAAGUUGUGAGGUGUUGUGUUUUGUUCGAUCUUGCACGUUGUACUGUAUAGCCUGUUGAUAUUCUGGUGAACAAAACGAUGUAAAGCGUGGAGAUGUAAGUACCUAUGCAUAGCACAAAGGAGUAGCUGGAUUGUAGAUGAUGCCUACAUGUUACAUAUGGUACUGAGCUGUGAAACUGAUCCAUGUACCAUAGUUGCUUACUUGGGGUAUAACUGCGAAUUUGGGACAAUAACUACACCACUAUUGCAAUUGAGAUUGU
Messenger RNA from Lolium rigidum, 1763 nucleotides. RefSeq names its product ankyrin-3-like. Lineage: Eukaryota; Viridiplantae; Streptophyta; Magnoliopsida; Poales; Poaceae. The transcript is spliced from 12 exons. The record is from RefSeq and is a predicted model, not a curated record. The coding region runs from base 66 to 1463 and encodes 465 amino acids. Gene Ontology annotation, molecular function: protein binding.